Messenger RNA from Brugia malayi, 3579 nucleotides. RefSeq lists its product as uncharacterized. The record is from RefSeq and is a predicted model, not a curated record. Gene Ontology annotation, biological process: non-motile cilium assembly. The transcript is spliced from 25 exons. NCBI's taxonomy places the organism in Eukaryota, Metazoa, Nematoda, Chromadorea, Rhabditida, Onchocercidae. The coding region runs from base 1 to 3579 and encodes 1192 amino acids. Gene Ontology annotation, cellular component: ciliary transition zone.
AUGGUUAUUCGCCCUUCGAUCGAGAAAUGGUCGAGACAAGAGCUGGAAGAUCACUAUCAUGUUCUUUAUCAGCAGCAUCAUAGCUUAAAACGAAGUUACAAUGAGUUAGAAAGUAAACUAAAACAAUCAAAUGCCAAAAUAAAACGUAUUACCAUCAGUGGCAAAGAUGGCAGUAAUGAUGUUAAUUAUGCAGAAUUAAUUAAGGAAAAUCGAUUACUCACCAAUAAAUUGAAAAAUCUAAAGCAACAAGUUCUAAGUUAUGCUAGGCCAGGGAUAUCAACACAAUGCUUACCUUCCUCACAGGCUCAUUUACCUAUAAAACGGCCACAAUCAGCUUUACCACGGAAACCUCAACCAUUACAACAAACUGCUAAUGUUUCAUCACAAUUUGUAAAUAUACAACAAAGACCAGCGACAGAUGUGCAAAAAGUUUCCGACAGGAAGUCAUUGCUUUUGGACAAGAUACUUUUUGUUAAAUUAAAUCGAGAAUUGAAACAGAAAGAUGACGAAUGCGGUUUAUUAAAAUGCAAAUUAAAUAAUACUCAAGAACAAUUAGCAAAGCUUAAAGAUGAAUAUGACCAAUUGUUGGAACAAUUUCAAAGUAAAGAAAAUGAAGGAUUGAAAUUGCAACAACAAUUUGAUCAAUUAUCAUUGAAUGCUACAACUGAUGCAAAAAUUGAGGAGCAAUCAAAAAAUAUUCAAAUUAUGGAGAAAGAAUUGGAAAUGAUCCGAGAAGAAAAUAAAAUGUUGCAUGAAGCAAAUGAGAAACUUAUACAAAAUUCACUAAUGAUCGAACAGCUAGUAGUGAAAGAGGAUAAACAACAAGAAAUGAGGAAUGAUCGACGCAUAUUGGAAAUGGAAAAGCAAUUAAACGAAUUAUUUGUGAAAUAUUCACAAUUAAAAAAAGAUUAUCAGAAUUUGCUGGGAACAAAGUUGAAAUUAGAAGAAAGAUUAAAUAAUCAAAAUGAUCAAAAAAUUAGUGAAAGAAUGAUUGUUGAUAAGACAACAAAGCAAACAAAUGAAUUUGAGAAAACGAUAAUGGAAAAUUCGACAACAAAUGAUAAAUUUAACAAAACAGAUUUUAAUCUUGUAAAAAUAUACGAAGAUUUGACUCGAAUAAUUGAAGCACAUAUUAUCAAGAGAUCAACGGAUGAUGAUAAUAUUGAUGAUGAUCAUGAUAAUGGUGAUAAAAUGAUAAAAGAAAAACAGGAAUAUGUUGAUAAAUGGCGAAUAAUGUACAUGGAAAUUUAUGGUGAACUUGAAAAGGUACGAAAUAUGCUACUCAUUCAACAUAAUAUCAAUGAAAAACAUCUUCAAGAGAUAGCUUUAUUAAAUCAGAAUUUAAAGCAAGCAAAAGCACACGCAGAAAUUAAAAUGAAAGAUUUGAUUGUAAAAUUGAGUGAACGUGAAGCUGAAAUUGUAAAUUUGCAAAUGCAAUUGAAAACGUUGGCAUAUGAUGAACAGAUGCCAAUUUCAUGUGUUCUGACGAAUGAGCAAGAAAUGGAAGCAAAUGAAAUGAUGUUGCAUUUAUCAAGAAUAGUAUUAAGCUCAAAUGGCAUGGCGCAAAUUGGUACUCUACGACCUGUCAUUUUUCUGGCAAUUGAAUUUUAUGAUUUUGAAUUGCAAACAACACCAAUGUUAAAUGGAUCUGACAUACGAUUGGAUUUUUCAACAAUUUAUGAUGUUAUUGUUUCAAAUUUAUUUCUUCAUUAUUUAGAAACACAUGGUAUAACAAUUGAAAUGUAUCAGCCACGUGGCACCGAUUAUAUUCUUUGCUCAAUUGGUAUUAUUUCAUUAAAACGAUUAAUUAGCAUAAAUGAGUCAUACAGUGGUGUGCUUCAUAUGAAAUCAUUGCAUGAUGGAUGCUUAUUUGCAACAAUUGAAUAUGAUAUUAGCAUAAAUUCUAAAAUGAUUAAUGCAUUAAUUUUGCAAAAAAAAAAAUUAACUGUUGUUAGUAUGGGAGCAUUAGCUGACAGUGAUGAAUCGAUCAAUCAAUCAAUGUAUAAUGUACUAAUUGUUAAUAUACAACGUUGCGCUAAUCUUGAUAAGCUUAUCAACGACAAUUAUGCCCCAACAACGUUAAUUUCAUAUGAAUUGUAUGAUUAUGAUGCAUGGCGAACACAAUUAGUGCUAAAUAGCAUUAAUCCGGAAUAUAAUUCCACCAAAACAUGGCUUUUGCCAACCGGAAAUGAUUUAUACAAUGUUUUACGUUCAUCGCAUUUAACAAUAGUUGUUUUGGAGAAACAAACACAUAGUAAUGAGGAACGUCAAAUUGGUUAUGUCAAUAUUGCGCUUUAUCCGCUUGCUCAUAACAAUGAAAUUUCCGGAACAUUUCCGCUUCAUUCGAUGACAAGGGAUAUACCAACAGAAGCAUCAAUUGAUAUUUCAAUAAGUUGGAAAUUUCCGUAUCAUCCGCCUGAACCGGAAUUAGAAUUGACAAGUACUAUGGAAAAUGUUAAACGAAGUAUUAAAACAAAUGGUAUAGUGCAGGAGGGAAAAUUAAUAAAUGGUUGGUCAAAUUUAACAGAUAGCUUUAAUGAUAAUAACGAAAGUGCAAGUAAGAAAGAAAUUGAUGGAAAAAUCUAUGAAUUAGACGAUUUGUCGCAGAAAUGUCAUAACAAUGAGUCACAAAAAGUGUCACCAAAUUUAAUGGAAAGCAUCAAGCAAUCAUCAAUGAUAAAUGAUGAAUUUAUUGCUACAAAUGAAGAUUUUGAAGGUGAAAAUUUCCAUUUUCACAUAGAUUCUAUGAAUGAUAUAAAGAAAGCAAUGCCAAAAGUAAUUGAUAUUGUGGAUGAUAAAGAUGAUAAAAUGGAUAAUCAGCUUACCAAUAUGGAGGAAAUGAAUGAACAACAUAAAUCAUCAAUUUUAUCAGAAAAAAGACGAAAAAUUCCUCAUGCAGUUGAAUUUGCUGAUCCAAUUCAGGAAAUAUUUUCACCAAGUACGAGUAGCAUGGAUGAAACAAUAAAUAGUUGGACAGGUGACGAUGGACAAAUUAUUGAAGAUGAUAUUUCAAUUAUCAGUUGCAAAUAUUCACAACUGAAUGAGAAACUUCCAGAUCUUAGCAGCAAUGGUUUUGAUAAGUUGUCAUCAUGCAACAAUUAUAUUAUUGAACUGAUCAUUGGAAGCCUUCAUAUCAAUGAUCAAUCAAAAUUGAUUGAUCCUUUAUACAAUGAUCAAUCAAUUUAUAUCGAGUGGAAAUUGCUGGAUUUUCCAUCGGAGGAAUGUGAAACAACUGGCGAAUUACUGCCACUUCCACGUGACACACAAACAACGGCAGAUUUUAACUUUCAAAAAUCAUAUACAUUAAAUAACAAACAAUAUUACCUGUUGCGACAAUGGAUUGAACAUGGAAAUAGGUUGGAAAUAAAUUUGGUAAGUAAUGGGAAUAAUUUGAAAUCAAGUGAAGAUCUAGGCGUAGCGUACGCUGAAUUAGAUGCGCAAUACAAUGCAGAAAAACGUCUAAUACAAUUUACUGAUAUAAAUGGAAUUGAAGUUGCGAGCAUUGAUAUCAGUAUAUCAUACAAUAAAAAUUUAUUGGAGCAACUUCAGGGAAUUGGAAAAGUUCUAGAAAAUGAGUGA